GCGUCGCGUCUUCCUCUCCCCUUCCCCAAUCGAUAUCCCCGGGCCAGACUGUUCAUCUAGUCAUGCAAUCUUAAAACUGUAAACAUAUUCGCAGUAACGCCCCCUUUUCGCCCGCCCGACGCGCUCCCCCCGACGGCUGUCAUUUUCUUCUUUCCUUUUCUUUUCACGGUCCUUCACGUUCCCCCACGCCCGCUUCGCGAUGGCCGCGCCUGGCAGGUCGUCGACGAACCGCCUGCGCUCCAAAACCUCCGACAUCUCUGACUAUCUCCGCGGCACGCGCAAUGAACCCCGGCAGCCAGAAUCCAAGCCCACACCGCACGACGAGACACCGUCCAGGGGGAUGCACAUGAUCUCGUUUUUCGGGCGCAGACGCAAGUCCAGCGCUGUGUCAACGGACAGUAGAACGCAGCGGGAAGGCGACGUUCCACCAGUGCCCCAGAUCAGUGCAGUCGUCCAGUCAACCAGCAGACCUUCAUCCUCAAAAUCGUCUGCCUCGUCUCCGACAACGCGCUCCCGCGUUCCGUCGCCGCUUUCUCCUGGCAACGUCUCACCACAUUCGUUCGGCCCUCUGUCCCAACUCAUUCACUCCAGGUCCAUCAAACGUCUCAGCGGAACCAAUGCAGAGCAGAAGCCCAAGGCGGGCACGUCGCUCCCAGUGCCUGCCGUGCAACGCCUUCAGUCGCAGAAGUCGACCUCCUUCGAGUUUACGCGGCGGGAGAGCAACGAGAGCCAGAGCACGCCCCCUAGUCGUCCCGCAAACGUCGCGGCUCGCAAAGCGUCGUCCAACCCACGCAGCAGCCACCUGACCAUCACCGUGUCUGCACCACCCGAGGCCGACGACAGGCAGGAUGAUAUCACGCCCCGCGCGUCCCGUUCCCCGCAGUCCGGCCCUUCGCCGCCGCCACCGCCGCCAAAAAACCCUGUAAGAUCGCAGAGACGCAGAGCCCAGGAAGCACAUAACUCAGACAGCUCCGCACCGCCUUCCCCGCUCACGCCUGUGCAGUUCCCCGCACCGUCAGUACCCCGAACGAGCACUAGCACGAGCAGCGUCUCUUCAGGCACGGGCGGAAACCGGACGUUCUCGAGACUCAGAUCGAAGUUGUCGCGCGAGCGGCUCACCCAGAAGCGCGCGAGCGGCGUGCCAGUCGCAGCCAGUCGCGCCGCCGCGGCGGACGCUGUGUCCGACAACGACGGAGUCGAAAGCGCACCGGAGCCGAGUACGCGCGCGGCCCUGCCCUACCGUCCCGCUUCCGCCGCUUCCCUCGCUCGCGCCGUGUCCACCGCAGGCAAGCCAUCAGCAGCAGCAGCCCGCGGGGGUUCGACUUCCCCUCUUCGGCGCACCCGUCUUCCGUCAGCCACCUCUUCCAUCGCAUCGAGCGGCAAGACCCCGCCGCCCGCUCUCACGGGCCUCCGCAAGGUGCGCGGCGGCCCACCCACGGACCCGCUGCCCGCGCCCCCGUCCUCUGAGUCCGCGUCCGCGUCGUCGAACUCGACCAAACGGAACACAGACGAGUCCCACAGCGACUCGGGUGGGUCUAUGAGCACGAUGCCCAGCAUCCCGAGCGUGGCGUCCACACGCAUGAGCGUCGGGCAGGUGCACCAGCUCCUGUUCCGCCAUCGCACGGGGACCGCCACGUCCCUCGCGUCUACGAGCACCGGAAGCGGGACGCUCGCGAGCUCGGGGAGCAGCCCGCGCGCCGGCGGGGAACGCGAGAGCAGCAGCCCGCCGUCGCUGCUCCGCGAGCAGAUCCUCGCCGAGAGCGGGCCCGUGCAGGCGGCGCGAGCGCGUCUGUCGGCCGGGACGGAUGAGUCCUAUGUCGGCGCGCACCUCACCACCGUCGAGCAGCUGCGCGAGGCGCUGCAGGCGCAGAGCGCGAAGUACCAGCGGCUCACCGCGUACCUGCUCACACUCUCGGAGCGGCACGCUGUCGAGAAGAGCGAGCUGAUGCGACGGAUCGAGACGCUCGAGAAGGAGGCGCGGAAGCGCGAGCAGGAGAUCACCGGUCUGCGGUGGCUCGUCAUGAACGCGGGCUCGAGCGCGUCGGCUGCUGCCGCUAAGAACGCGAAUGGGGACGCGAAUGGAAACGGGAACGGAAACGCGAAUGGCGCGGCGGCGAAGGAGGGCCAAAACCCUGUGAAGCCGAGCCCUGCGGCGCGACUGCGUGAUCGGAUGCGCACUAGCUCAGGGUCGAGCUCAGGCAGCCAUAAGGGCACACGGAAGGUCGCCUCGCCGGAGCGCGCCCUGUCCGCGGACUCGCAUGGGGACCAAGAGAGCAUAGAGGAGGGCCUCUACGAGAUGCAGCAGUCGGUGUCGGACCUGAUCGCACCCAUGCAGCCGAGCCCAGCGAUGUCGGACGCGGUCACGAAUCCGGCGCCAGCGAGUGUUGGCGGCAGGAUGAGCGUGAGGCGGUCAAAUUCGCGAAGUCUAUCUGAGGCGGCGAAUACUGCCAAGGCCGCGUCGUCCGCAUCGGCCGCAUCGUCCGCGUCGCAGCGAAGAGUGAGGCAGACGAGCUCGCCCACACUGCCUGGUGAUGCGAUGGGGCUGGGAAUCAGUGCUACCGACUUACCUAGCAUCCCGUCCCUCCCAAGUUCUGAGCAUGGCCACGGCGUCUCCCCGGCAUCCUCCUCGGAGUCCGCCGCCUCAAUCCCGUCCUUGACAGCCACGAAUACGGCGUCUUCAGGCCUGUCUGGCAUCCCUGAGACACCGACGACGCCGGGUAGAGCAUCGAUGGACAUCACUGAUGCGCUGAAGGAUAAGGAUCCGAGGCGUCGCUCGAAGAGAGAAAGCGUCGUCGUUGGCCCACCGCGCCCGGCUCGCCGUCACGCCCCUGCAUCAUCGGUGUCUUCGCUUUCGUCGGGAUCACCCCCCACCGCGUAUGCUGGGAACCUCAAGAUGAGUACAUCGCCUUCUAUAGGCCAAGUGUUGGACCGGGCCAAACCGAGCGACACGGAGAAGCAGCGGUCCAGAUAGUCAGGCUCGCCCUCCGGGUCGCACCCACCGUACGUGUAUCAAAGAUUCAUUACAACUUGAAGCCGUGACAAGAGUUCAUGGUAUACGCCACUCGCCCCCACGUUCGUUCUACGUCGUAUACAUACUUCCGUAUAAUGUCGCCUAUAGUCCCUUGCUUUGUGGUAUAUGUAUCCUCGCUCUGGUUGGCACAUCAGACGCUCCUAGUACCAUACCCAACCUCGCGUACACUACAAUUCGUUCAUAUCGUGCAUAUGUCGCUGUCACCGCAUUCUAGCAUAUACUCUCGCCGUCAUGGAUUGCACAUCAUUAGCAUUAUCAGCAUUAGCCUCUGUCAUUUUUGGACCAUUGUUAUUACAUUUAGAGCACGGAGCUUGUACCAUGUCUCAUCAUCUUCCGACUCCCGUGCACUGUGAAUACAAACGUAUUUCUACUCUCACCUCA
Fomitopsis serialis is the source of this 3412-nucleotide messenger RNA. RefSeq lists its product as uncharacterized. The transcript is spliced from 2 exons. NCBI's taxonomy places the organism in Eukaryota, Fungi, Basidiomycota, Agaricomycetes, Polyporales, Fomitopsidaceae. Bases 200 to 2971 code for a protein of 923 amino acids. The record is from RefSeq and is a predicted model, not a curated record.